Ostrinia furnacalis (Asian corn borer) is the source of this 2091-nucleotide messenger RNA. RefSeq names its product zinc finger protein with KRAB and SCAN domains 8-like. Lineage: Eukaryota; Metazoa; Arthropoda; Insecta; Lepidoptera; Crambidae. The transcript has 5 exons. The record is from RefSeq and is a predicted model, not a curated record. The coding region runs from base 123 to 1640 and encodes 505 amino acids. Gene Ontology annotation, molecular function: zinc ion binding. Gene Ontology annotation, cellular component: nucleus.
UGAAUAUUUGAUUUACAGAAAAUGGAACGUAAAUGUCACAAUCUACCUGCAGUGCGUAGUGUGUGUACGUGAGAAAAAUUAAAGAAAAAUGUUAAUAGGUCCAAAAAUAGAGAUAAAUAGAAAUGAACAACGAAACUGAACAAAUAUUUCUGCUUACCCCGACUGAAACCCAGUCUUCUACAGCAGCUCAGAAGUUAGAGCAGGCCUCAGUUCCACCGCAAGAUGUGGAAGACUUCUCCACAGUUUGCCGCACCUGUGCCACAGUCACGGAGUUCGUUAUCCCCAUAUUCGCCGGGGAGGGCGUCCAGAACAAUUUGGCUGAUAAAAUACACAAGCAUUUGCCUAUUCAGGUAUCGGAGACGGAUGUCCUCCCGCGAGUGGUGUGCUACCAAUGUGCCAACACUCUCUUGGCGUGGCACGAGCUAGUGCAGUGCUGCGUACAGGCCGAUGAGGCCCUUCGCACGCGGUUGGCAGUCGCCGCUGCCAAAGCAGACAGCAUUAGGCCUGUUGAAACUAUUACGGAAUCCAAAUCUAGCCUUAAAGAUAUUGAAGAAAGUUCAGAACAAGAACAAAACAAGUCAUCAUCAAAUUUUUGUACCAUAUUAAAAGAUGUAUUACUCAGUCACUACUCAAUAAUUACUGAAGAUAACCUGGACACCCAGAUUGUUUGCCUAAAAUGCACAAACUGCCCAUCCUCAAGCAAUAUAGAGCAGCUGGCGUAUCAUCUCGAAUCUACCCACCAGUCUGAAAUAUCCAACUAUGCAAACGUUAAAAAGUUUAUUGCUAACUACAUAACACUUGAAGAAACAUUGAUAUGUGAAAAUUCUGACAGAGAUGUAGAAUCCGAUUCUAAUGAUAAAUGUGAAGUCUUACCAAAUCUCUAUUGUCCAUUCUGUCAAAGCAUAUUUUCCACCAUGGCGCGACUGUUGAACCAUCUGAACACGCACAUCGAGUUGACGAUAGAAGACGGGGUGAUCUGCUGUGACAACUUUUACGAGUCCAAGAAAACGUUCGUGAAACAUCUGCAAGACUGCCACGUGACGCGGACCGUCGACGAAACCAAACACACCUGCCGAACCUGCGGCUUCCAAACCGAAACGAUACAAGCUCUUCAAGACCACAUCUCACAAGCUCAUUACGAAGAGAGAGAAAAGCCGAAGAAACCUGAAAGAGCGAGUGAGAAAAAAGAUCGAAACCAGAAGUUCAUCCCGGCCGUGUGCUCGGAGUGCAACAAAGUGUUCUCCAACAAGUACAACAUGUUCAACCACAUGCGCAGCCACGGCGACGUCACCGUCAAGUACGCCUGCGGCCAGUGCCACAAGAUCUACAGCAGCCCGAGCAACUUGAACAACCACAGAAAAGUAGCUCAUGCGGGCAUUUUAAACUUUGUUUGCACGACUUGCGGGGAGGCCUUCCACUCCCGCGUGGCCCGAGACGUGCACUCGCGCAUCCACACCGGGGAGAAGCCCUACCCGUGCGAUCGAUGCUCCAAGUCCUUCCGAUCGAAGAACUCCCUCGACCGACACAUAGAAAUGCAUUUAGACAUAAGAAAAUAUGAGUGCCACCUCUGUCCCAAGAAGUUCAGAAAGAGGACGCACCUCAACUACCACGUAGGCACGCACAAGAAGCACGCGAAGUAACCGGGUUAUUUGUUGCAGGUGGCACUCCCGGAUUAAGGUCGAAACGGGACGUAACGAGCGCGACGGGUCGUACGAUGACCCCCGGAGCGAUAGCCCCGGCGACGGGAGCGACAGAUCCGACAACGAGGACGACGAACCCCUGUCCAGUAUAGCCAGCAAAAAAGCGGCAGACGUCUACAAGAACUUUUACGACGCGCUCGUAGAUUUCAGGAACCACUUCGUCGGCGUUCACUCGUCGCACAGAACGAAACACCCCGAACUCGCGGCGUCGAGCGAUUCCGAGAUCGCGAGCGACGACGAAAAUAAAACCGACGACCGCAACGUAGACAACUACGACGACCUCACCGACUGCAACAUGAGGAAGGACAGAAUGGACGAGAAGACGCGGCUGGAGCUCAGCCGGGUGCGCACCAGGAUCGACGGGAAGGCGUACUACACGUGCCAGCUGUGC